GAUCUCAGGGAUCGCAAAAUUAGAAGAUGCAAACAAGACUGGUAGAAGAAAUGCUCAGGACUGCACUUUAAUCCUAACCGAAGGUGACUCUGCAAAAACUUUAGCUGUUGCCGGGCUUUCCAAAGUUGGACGUGAUAAUUAUGGAAUUUUCCCACUCCGUGGAAAACUUUUAAAUGUUC
Molecule: messenger RNA, 179 nt
Organism: Funneliformis geosporum
Lineage: Eukaryota; Fungi; Glomeromycota; Glomeromycetes; Glomerales; Glomeraceae
Source: the annotation of a GenBank genome assembly